Messenger RNA from Staurois parvus, 780 nucleotides. The record is from the annotation of a GenBank genome assembly. Lineage: Eukaryota; Metazoa; Chordata; Amphibia; Anura; Ranidae.
AUGAGAAUCCUCUUCCUGGCCCCUCUGAGAGCUCACACUGGGAACUCCACCACAGCCCUCCGGAUCAAGAGUCACCUUGAAGCUGCAGGACAUGAAUGUGACCUCCGAGACGCUGCUGGUUUGGAGUGCCCAUUAGAAGUGGCAAAACUUAUUUCCCAGAAGAAGUUUGAUGCUGGGCUGAUCAUCCAUUUGUACAAAGCUGGAAAAUUAUUGCUUGGAAAUGGAAUCCCUUUUGGGGCAGUAUUUGGUGGGACAGACAUCAAUGAAGAUGUGAAAAAUGAAGAGAAAUACAGGGUUAUGGGAGCUGUCCUUGAAGAUGCCAGAUUCGCUGUAGCAUUUACUAACGAAAUGAAAGAAAUUGCAGCAAAACAUUGGCCACAAGCAAUCUAUAAAAUACACAUCCAACCUCAAGGAAUUAUGACAAUGCCGAAUUUAUUUUUUAAUUGUGAAGCCUUUCUUCAAAAUGCAGGAAUUCAACAGAUUUCAGAAAAUGUGCAUAUUUUCCUCUUGAUAUGUGGCCUCCGCAGAGUUAAAGACCCCCUUUAUCUGGUGGAUACAUUUGCAGAGUGGCAUAAAAGGGAACCAACUGUUCACUUGGCUGUUAUUGGACCAAUGGUCGACCCACUGUUUACUAAUGAAGUCAAAGCAAAGCUCAGCAACCUUGAUGGAGUUCAUCUAAUUGAAGAAAUUCCACAAGCAGAUCUCCAGGCUGUAAUAAAGAAAAGUUUUGCGGUGGUAAACAGUUCAGUGUCUGAAGGGAUGUCAGCAGCGAUUCUUGAG